Messenger RNA from Peromyscus maniculatus bairdii (prairie deer mouse), 4229 nucleotides. RefSeq names its product SFT2 domain containing 2 (gene Sft2d2). The record is from RefSeq and is a predicted model, not a curated record. NCBI's taxonomy places the organism in Eukaryota, Metazoa, Chordata, Mammalia, Rodentia, Cricetidae. Gene Ontology annotation, cellular component: membrane. Gene Ontology annotation, biological process: vesicle-mediated transport.
GGGCGGGGGCCAUGCACCCGGAAGAGCGGCCCGCGGAGCCAAGGCGACAGGCGGCGGCUGGGGGCCCGACAUGGACAAGCUGAAGAAGGUGCUGAGCGGCCAGGACACCGAGGACCGCAGCGGUCUGUCCGAGGUUGUGGAGGCGUCGUCCUUAAGCUGGGGCACCAGGAUAAAAGGCUUCAUCGCAUGUUUUGCCGUAGGAAUCCUCUGCUCACUGCUGGGUACUUUCCUGCUGUGGGUGCCCAGGAAAGGACUGACCCUCUUUGCGGUCUUUUACACCUUGGGGAACAUGGCAUCAAUUGGGAGUACCAUCUUCCUCAUGGGGCCAGUGAAGCAGCUGAAGCGCAUGUUUGAGCCUACGCGUCUCAUCGCCACCAUCCUGGUGCUGCUGUGUUUUGCACUAACCCUGUGCUCCGCCUUUUGGUGGCAUAAAAAGGGGCUGGCGCUCAUCUUCUGCAUUUUGCAGUCCUUGGCCUUGACCUGGUAUAGCCUUUCCUUCAUACCAUAUGCAAGGGAUGCUGUGAAGAAGUGCUUUGCUGUGUGUCUUGCGUAGGACACUGCCAGUCUGCAGAGAGCACCGUGGACCGAAGCUGGUGGACAGUUUUGUAAAUACCCUCUCAACUCUUGUCUCACAGACAUGUGCCUUUAACUUGCAGCAAUGCGUUGCUUGCAAAUUUGGACAUUUUUGAGGGUUGCCAUGGGAGCAGUCAUGAAUCCUAAACCCUAAUGGCUGUAGCACAAUGUGGGGUUCUGUGGCUAGUGUGGGGCACUCUUCCUCAUGACCAUUUUCCUCUCUGGAUGGUUUCACUCUCUGUUUAAUCAUAGCAGCAGAUAAGCCCCAGGAGCCACUGAUCCCCAGGCCACAGCAGGGAGGUCUACAGAGCUUAUAGGAAUACAACAGGACGUGCAGAAUUUUGUUGAAGAUUUGCCCCUCACCAAGGAAAUGGUUGUCACUGCCUCACAGAGUGUCUUCCCUGGUGUUUGAGAACAAGUGAUUCUGUCCUUCCUACGCCCCUGGAGAUCCCGCCCUGGAUACAUUGUUUCCCUCCUAUGAUGCGCCAUCUUGCUGUUCUCAAUCACAACUGGCUAUGGAAUGUGUUUUCUGGUGUUCAGUGUGGAUUCUUUCUCUUGUCCUCACCCUCCCAUGUCUCUUGUCUUGUGACCUUGGGCCACUGCUUGAUUGAGAGUGAGGUAGUGACCUAAAGUACUCUUUCCUUCUGGACAAGAGCCACCAGAAAGUGAAAAACCUUCAUGUUCCCUGCUCUGUUUAUUUUUCUUCAUUAUUUAUAAACAUUUACUUUUAUUGAUUUUAUUUUCCGUUCUUCGCUGGAGUUGGGCCAAAGAAAGUGCAUGGGAAGACCAAUCCCUUGUGGGGCUGGCAGGAAGUAGGUGGGCAUGCCUGCCAAGCAACUUCUCAGUGCUCCGGCAUUGGCACUCAGCCUGUGCUGUGGACACUGGAAAGACACCAGCCUGCAGGUGGUCAUGUCUCAGCCUGAUGACUAACCACACACACACACACAGUGUUCUUGUGUUGGUGAUCUCUCUGGUCCUCAUGAGAGCCCUGCGAGGAAGCAGGAUUGUUGUCUCACUGUGUAGUCGAGGAACCGAAGCUCAGAUGGGUUUCCAUGUCCCCUGAGGCUACAGCUGUGGCAGGGUCAAGCCAGAGUCUGGAUGCCUCGCUUCCAGUCUCCGUCAUGAUGACAUGGCUCUGGUUAAACCUGCCAUCAUCAUAAACCUUUCCUUGUUUUCAUCAUCCUAAUCCGUACCUUUUCAGGUUUCAGCGUCUAUGUUACCUGUGUCCUCUUCUACCUGCUCCUCCAUCUCAGUUUUGGCAAGCUUCCCUCUGUAUCUGAGUGUGGUCAUCCCAUGUUCCCUUUCAGCUGCGCUGUGCUUCCCGGGCCUCAUCAGAGUUCCUGGUAAUCUAGGUUUGCCCUCCGCUCUUUGUGCAAGGCCAGAUCUUCUCUGGUCCCUGCCUUGCUACCUGCAGACCAAAGGCAGUGAGAGCUCAUCUCUUUGGUCGUGGCCAGUUGCUGAACUGUGGCUAAUAACUCUGUCUUUUCUUCUGAGAUGGAGAAGAAUGGAUAGGCUCAAUCAGUCCAGAUUCUUGCCAUGCUGUUGAAGGCACCUGUGAGGUCUUCAACCUGUCUUCUUCAGUCAGGAAGGAAAAUCAUGUGCUAUCCUCUGGCUUUGUGAGGCACAAUCAUGUCCGAGGGGCUUUGGGAAUCAGUUCAGGUCGCAGAAGCGCUCAGUGUCAGAAGGGGCGUGGAGAGUUUAGGGGUGUUCCUAGCUGACCCGAGGCUAGGCUAGCUGCUUCAAGUUCCAACUAUCCUGGAGUCAUGCACGUAAAUAAGGCUGACCCCUCCAUGCCUUUUUCAGUGACCAAGUACCUCUUAAAGAUGUUAGAAGGGCCGAAUAGCAUAGCCAUAUGAAUGUGGGCUUAGAAAACAAGCAGGUCUGGGUGUGAGCUGUGGUCCAGUCACAUGUUGGUUGAGUCCUUUGAAGUUGCCCAAUGUUUGGUUCCUCAGUUUCUCUGUUUCAAAAUAGCAGGCUGACAAAUGGUGCUGGGUUGUGGGAGGAUGCAGUGAAAGAUGACUGGAUCAAGUGCUUGGUCUGGGGCCCAGCAGAGAUCUCUGCAUAGCUCCUAAAGGUGACAGGAUGAAUGCUUGGCCAUUAAUUUGUCUGGCGUACUUAAUACUGUGUGUAUUGCUGUAGACUCUGCCAUACAUUAUCUCAUUCAAUGGUCACAGGGACUGCCAGGCAAGAGAUGCUGCCUUUAUCCUUAUGAAGUAGUAGCUGCUUCAGAUGCUCUUACCAGCGGGGAUCAGUGAGGAGGCUCUGGGGGUGGGGUGGGGGGAUGGCAUCUUGGAUAAAAGGCUUUUGGGCCUAAUUCCUACAGCCUGUGGCCAGUUUGUCUCAACAGCUUGACUCUGGACACAUUGAAGCAUCUUUUGGAUGGCUGUCCUCCAGUAUCUUCCAGACUCCCAGAUUAUUUCUUCAGUUGCCUUAUCCUUUGGUUAUUUCCUUUCCUGCUUUUACUGGACUGUGGAAGGAAGAAAUCCACUUCAAAUCUGCUUACGUCUUGUACCAGGCCAAUAGCAUCGGUUAGAAGCAACGUAGUGAGGGAGGCUUUAGUGAAGAAUUUAGGGCCUCUGACGCCGGCUGUUGGUGGUGUCUGUUUCCUCCCCCCGCUUCACACCCCCCAGUUCGCUGCCUGGUGAGGGGACACCACUGUUUUGGGGAGUGAUGGAAACUCUUGAGUGACCUUUGUAGAGGGGAAUGUGGUACUCAAUCAGGGUGUCUUUCCAGGUUUGGGGAGCCUCUGGCCUGGGUGCUGCCUUCCCUGGGCUGUCAUCUGUGGAGUGCUACACUCAGAGGACCACUGUGCCUUCUGAACCAGGAGAGUAGCUUAGGGUCCCCUUGGCCCCCCUCUACUCCUGGCUGACUGUUGGGACGCUGUGAAGGUGGGUCCCUGCUCACUGAGUUCUGUCUCUCACAGCUGACAGGCUUUCCCUUUCACAGACUAAUCCCUGAGGAAGCUUUUGUCUCUCCUGCUCCUCAGUAUGGCUGCUGCUCAGGCCCCAGCUCCAGGCAUCCUGUCUUGGGGAAGGGUGAAAUACCAUUCCCAGCUCAUCAUUUUCACUACAGAGAUUGUCUCAGUGCUGGGGUGUCUGUUACUCUCAUGGUGACUUUGUGGAUUAUGUCUUAAGUGCCACCUUUCUUCCACAUAGUCACUGUAGGCUGAGAGAGCAAGGAAUGAAAUCAAGGAAUGCAUUCCAUAGGAAAAUUACUUUUUAAUACUCCAUUAGAAUAGAUAGUUAGCUGGGCAGCAUCUGAAGCAGAUGUGGAGGGCUGCGCUGGUUUGGCUUCUGAUAUCCCUGUGAGUGACGAGUGCUGCAGUAUGGGAUGAGGCUUGGUGAAAUGAACUGGGCAGCCACGGUACACCUCAGGACUGUGGAUUUCCUUUCCUCUGGGCACCUUAUGCCCACCCGUGUGUUUACUUUUCCUCCGGUAACGUCUCGUUAGAAUCAGUUACACACACUUUGAAUUCACAACCAAGCCUAAAACUUAUUUUCAGCUAGUUAAGAAAAAAAGAAAAAUCAGUGUUUAAAACAAUAUAAAGAUGUUUGCUAGGCCUUGUGGCAGUUUUUUGUCUUGUUUUUAAUGUCCAAGUUCUUUUUUUUUUUUUUUUAGUUUUAUUUUGGGUUUUGGUUUCCGGUUACCUUCUUUUU